Arachis stenosperma is the source of this 3232-nucleotide messenger RNA. Its product is annotated as COP1-interacting protein 7. Bases 287 to 2998 code for a protein of 903 amino acids. The transcript has 9 exons. Lineage: Eukaryota; Viridiplantae; Streptophyta; Magnoliopsida; Fabales; Fabaceae. The record is from RefSeq and is a predicted model, not a curated record.
AUGUGACUUUUGGCGUUGAAAUCCAAUAACAUUACCCCACUUCACACUCCAUGUGCCAUGCUGAAUCUCUCUGCUGUCUCUCUUAUUUUUUCUUUCUUCUAUUCUUCCUAUCACAUGACACUGUCAUAACUCAUAAGUCAUGUUUCACAACUAGUUGUAGUAGUAGAUACUAUGCUACUAUCAACUUUCUAGCAUUUUCAUUUUUCACCAGCACAUACAAAUCUGAUUAACGUUGUUCAGUGUUUAGUUUGUUAUGCUCUGACAGUUUUCUCUGCUUCUUCUUAGCAUGGAUUCCAAGGCUGUUCUGGAUUAUGCUUUGUUUCAACUCACACCAACCAGGACCAGAUGUGAGCUGGUAGUGUUUUGUGGUGGUGUUCGUGAGAAAAUAGCUUCAGGGUUGUUUGAGCCUUUUGUUUCUCACCUCAAGUUUGUGAAAGAUGAGAUCUCUAAAGGUGGAUACUCAAUUAAGCUUCUCCCUCCAAACAAUUCUGCAUUCUGGUUCUCCAAGGCCACCUUUGAAAGAUUUGUGCGAUUCGUUAGCACACCUGCAAUUCUGGAGAGGUUCGUCAGCCUUGAAAAAGAAAUCCUGCAGAUUGAAAGUUCAUUUCAAGCAAAUGCUUUGUCGAUGUCCACUGCAUCUUCCGACGAAGGAACCACGCCACAAGCCAAUGGAAUUACAAGGAGGUUGAGUGAUUCUGCAAAGUUAAAUGGAGUAAUUGAUGAUGUUGACAAUAAAGAAGAGGAAAGCUCAAAGGUCUCCCUGCAACGAUUAUUGGAGUCUCGAAUAGCACUACUCCGGAAAGAGCAAGCUAUGGCUUAUACACGUGGUCUAGUUGCCGGAUUUGAGAUCAACAGUAUUGAUGAUCUCAUGCAUUUUGCAAAUGCAUUUGGAGCAUUGCGUUUAAGGGAAGCCUGCAUUAACUUCAAGGAUUUAUGGAGCAAAAAGCAUGCUGAUGAUCUUUGGAUAAAAGAAGUUGCUGCAAUGCAAUCAUGCUUACCUCCGGCGAUCUUAUUUUCCGAGACAUCCGGAAUUGUGCUAGCAAACGAUACUAUUGAGAAUAAUAGCACUAAGGAUGCUGGUGAACUGGAAACACCAAAUUCUGGUAAAAAAGAAGAUGUGAACUUGGCUUCAACUGAUCCGAAACCACCACACAUGGCGAAUGUUCAUAUGCCGAUGCCAUGGCCUUACAAUGUACCUCCUCCAUAUAUGUACAAUCUUCAGCAAAUGCCGCCAUAUCAAGGAUAUCCUAUGACUAAUAUGCAGCCUGUUCCUCCUCACCUUUUAAGAAAUAUGCAAUGGUCUUCUGACAUGGCAAUGAAUCAGAAACCAUCAGAAACCAAGAAGAAAAAAUCAACAAAUAAAAAGGGGCAUGAAGAAGAUGAAGAUGAGAAGACCGAGUCGAGCGAGUCUGAUUCAAGGAGUGAGUCUAAUUCAGAUGAAGAGCAGGAGUCGAAUCAUUCGGUGAAGGAUGCUCUGAAAAGGAAAAAGAACAGAAGAAAGUCUUCAGGAACUGUUGUGAUUCGUAACAUCAACUACAUUACUCCAAAAAGGAGAAAUGGAAAUGAUGGUGAAAGCUCUGAUGAAUCAUCUUUAGAUGAUGGUGAUGACAGUGUCAGCGAAGAAGCCAUCAAACAGAAAGUUGGUGCUGCUCUUGAGUCCUUGCAAAAGGUUCAUAAAGUUGAAAAACAUGCUAACGGAAAGAAAGCACAUUCUCGGCGCAGUUUAACUAAAUCGAGUGAUUCAACUGAUCAUGAUCUCACUGAAAACUCAGGCAAUGCAUCUGAAGAAGGAAACAAAAAUGACAACUGGGAUGCUUUUCAGAACCUAUUGAAGAUAGAUGAAGAUAUUGGAGAAAAGGUGCAGCCAACAAUUGAUGUCCACAAUGAACAUCUUAUGGUGCGAAACUCCAUAGAACCAAUGCCAUAUUCUAGUUCAUCUCCACACAUGGACUUCAAAGAGGUUCCGAAGAAUCCUAAAGUCCCAAGUGACUCCUUCAUUGUGGCCAACAGAAAUGGAGCAAAUGAAGGUGGAUUCAAGCUGGAUGAAUAUGUAGACAGCCGUGGUUCGGUUACCAAGAGGAGGGACAGCAUAGGAGAAGAGAUACUGAUGUCUAAUAGGCUAAAAGAAACCGGAAAUGAACUCGGCAAUCCAUUAUCUACUUUUGUAGCCGAUUCGUCGUUGGUAACAAAGAGCAUAGCAGCAGAUGAUUGUUUUAUUGUUGAUAAUUUGGAUAAGAACAGGAGUCCUGUUCCCACAGUUGAUGGUGAUUGUGUUUUGUCAUCAGUCAAUGAUAGCUCCCAUGCUGAAAAAAGAAGUCAAGAAAGUUUCAUUGAUGAUUCUUUUAUGAUACAAGGUCAGUUGGUUGAUAAUAGUCCUUCUGAUUCACAAUGGAGGACAGACAUAGUUGUUGAAGAUCUAGUUUCUGCGAAUAUGAUGGAAGCCGACACGGCUGCUUCGAGUCAGAAGCGUGAGGAGGAGCCCAGUGACCUCUAUGUAGUGUUACAACGGGAUUCUGGAUUGGAUUCUGUUGAGGCUUCGAGGACAAUGGACUACGAAAUUGACUUCUCUUUCACGGAAACUUGUAGAAGGUCUUCUAUUGAUGUCAACAAGGAUGUUCCUGUUACUCCUGAGAAUGACAAAACCAAAAGCAAAGUUUCGGGAACCAGGAGUUUGGAGAAGGACAAGCCUAAUUCCAAGAGUAUUCGCGGAUCGUCCGUGAAGAGCAGGCCUGAAAUCACGCCAAGGAACAAAAGGACACCUCUCACGAGUAGACCAAUAGUUCAAAAGAGCAAACGGGAACAGGAAGAUGAAAUUAGGAAGAGAAUGGAAGAAUUGGCGCUCGAGCGACAGCGGAGAAUCGCAGAAAGAACAGCAUCGUCUGGUCUAGCGAGAGCAGCACCGAGGAAAGACCAAGGUGAAGGGAAAGCAGCAAGAGUUAAUAGCAAGACUCAAUCCAUAAACAGGACUAUUUCUACCACCAAGGUCAGGGGAACUUAGCCAAGAUCAGAUUCAUUGAAUUCAAUUUGGACAAGUACAUUAUUCUUUUCAUUGGUUACAAAUUGUAUUUAAAUAACUGUUGAUUAAAGUGAGAAUGCAUAGUUAUGGUUACUAUAAUAAACUGUAAGUUAUUUGGGUGAUUUGAUUUCUUUUGAUUGGUGGUUGUAUGUCUAUAAGGUUUUGUGGGAUAAAUAAAAGUUGAACAGUUCUGUGAAAAAUUAUAUUUAUAUCCCA